AUGGGCGCUAGCAACGUCCUACAACAGCGCCUGCGUGGCAGCGGCUGCUACAUGUCCUUGGCCUGUUCCAUUGGCUCGAUGAGUUUGGCCUGCGGCAGCCUGCUGCAGAUACCCAAUAUUACAGAUCGCAUUUCGCUGCAGCGUGGCCUCUUCCUCACCUCGCUGGGUUUCAUAUACUUUGUGUCGCUGACAGAUUUCUGCAAUAAGUACCUGUUGAAGACGAAACGCGGUUUGCAGUUUCGCAAAAAAUAUCGCCUUAUGAUGUCGGAUGUGCUGGAGAUUACUAAUAAAAUCGUUUCCGCUAUACAGGCCACAUUCUCUUUUCUGGUCGGUUUCAUCGUAUGCAAGUCCUCGUGCAGCAAAUCGUUCGUGUAUGCCUCACAUUUCCUAAUGGAGGCAUAUGGUUGGUUUGGCACCGCUUACUUUAUGUACGACAUUUGGUCCAUGUACAAAGUGCACACACAGAAAAUCGCCGACAAAUUGAAGCUGAUGCGUUUGAAUGCAGCCGCCUCAGGUGCAAAUUCAUCAAAUGGCGUAUCACUAAAGAACAACAGCAAUGGUGUGUCAAGUGCUGGCGGUGACAGCGGUGAUGAGUCACCUGUUCGAGUGUCCGCUCAGCAACGCGAAAACGAUGACAUCUACGAUUAUGAUGGCGAAUGCGUGCAAAUACCGAAGGAUGGCAAAUGGGAUUUCAUCAAAUAUGUGAUCACGCAUCCGGUGAUGAUGAUACAUCAUGUUUUCAUUGGCACUUUCGGCCUGUUAGUCGUAACGUACAUACGCGGCGGUGGUCACUGCAUUUACAGUUACAUGUUCAUGAUGGAGUUCUCCACACCAUUUGUUUCGAUGCGCAGCAUACUGAGCACCAUGCGUUUGAAGGACUCGCGCGCAUACAUCAUAAACGGUCUGCUAAUGUUAGGUUCCUUCUUUGUGUUUCGUGUCGUUAUGUGGCCUUAUGUCAUGUACCGUUAUAGUGUGGCUAUAAAUGUGAGCUUCUGGCAGGCAUUGACCACUUUACCACGAGGUUGCAUUAUUAGUAUCAUGAUACUUUUCCUACCUCAAUUGUAUUGGUUCUUUUUGAUGGUAAAAGGUGCAUUAAAAGUCUUUUCAACGCCCAAACCAAAGGAAGCUGCACCGAAAAAACUCAGGCAAUCGAAAAAUAAUAAUCUCUCACCGGUAACACCGAACGCUGAACAUGACUUUAGUCAAAUUUGUGCAAAUGAGGCAAACAACGCUGGCACCAAACCGUCAGCAAUAGUCCACCGGCAACCAUUAGAAACCAAUAAUGGUCAAAUUUAGAUAGACCCACAAACAAGUUGAGUUUUAGAAGCAGCCAAAAGCAGUUAAUCGCUAUAAUAGUGCGCAAACUAGUAGAAAAAAUCCUAAGUGGCCCGGCGCCACAUGCGAAAUUUUCGUUAGCUGCUACGCUGCGCAAUUCAAUUAAGUUUGUACAAAUUAAGUUUGUGAUUAAUAUACUUAUACAUACCUACAUACAUUGUACGGCACUAUUUACUGAAUAGCUAAAAAUUUAUGUAAAAUUAAUUAAGUGACGAUUAACUCUCAAUUAACUUGUAUGCAUUUCCAGAGUCUUCUGUUAUAGAUUUGAUUUACGCGCUGCUGGACAAGCCACAAAAUAACAUUCUAAGCAAAGUUAACGUAUUAAUAUUUAUACAAAGCAACUGUUUAACUUAAAAAGCGAGUUGUGACUCCAAAAUAUUGAAAAUAUUCUUUUUUGCAACGAUUGUCUUCUGGUAUGUUCUUCUACUUAUUGCUGUAUAUGUAUAGGUGUAUUUGUGUAAUAGAGCGUAUACAAAAGCUAAUUAUUUUAGCAUUACACAUAAUCAUUUACAAUAAAUAAAUUACUUUUAAACAUUUAUUAAUAUUAUAUACGAGAUUUACCACAUAGCAACUUACAUACA
Messenger RNA from Bactrocera tryoni, 1916 nucleotides. RefSeq names its product ceramide synthase. The transcript has 5 exons. The record is from RefSeq and is a predicted model, not a curated record. The coding region runs from base 1 to 1296 and encodes 431 amino acids. Gene Ontology annotation, biological process: lipid homeostasis. Gene Ontology annotation, cellular component: membrane; endoplasmic reticulum. Lineage: Eukaryota; Metazoa; Arthropoda; Insecta; Diptera; Tephritidae.